AUGCGCGGAGGCAGCAGCAGCAACAUCAGCACGGGCAGCAACAGCAGCAGCAGCAGCAGCAGGAAGGUUCUUGUCUCGGUAGUGACAGCCACAGGCGUGCAGCACCUUGAUAGAAGGUGGAAGCUGCUGCUGCCUUCUGCUGCUGCAGUUAGAGACGUGCUUUUGCUGCUGCAGCAGCAGAUUGAGCCCUCGCCGCCUUUGCUGCUGCUGCGGCUCCUUCACAGGGGCCGCGUGGUGUCUCCGGAGGAGACACUGCAGCAGCUGCUGCAGCAGGAAGCACCAGAAGAAACCCCUGCUGCUGCUGCUGCUGCUGCUGAGCCGCAACAGCAGACCCUCACUCUUAUUUGGGAUACAGCAGUGCCUCCUGCAGCGGAGACAGAUGCUGAGGCCCAAAGCAACAGCAGCAGCAGCAGCAACAGCAGCAGCAGCAACAACAGCAGCAGCAGCAACAGCAGCAGCACCUGUUCAGAUGCACAGGCUGUUGCUGCUUACAUGGCAGCGGGCGACGCAGCAGGCCGAGUUGCUGCGCUGCUGCAUCGGGAGGCAGAAAUCCUAGCAGCAGCAGCAGCAGCAGCAGCAGCAGGUGGUGAGGGUAGUGCUGCGGCAGCAGAAGGAAAACCGCAGCAGCCCCCUGCUGCUGCUGCUGCUGCUGCAGCUGCUGCUGCUGCCCAGCGAGCCGUCUUUGGUGGUUCGGAUGUUCCGCUCCAGAGCAGCGAGGAGUUGAAUGCUGCUGUACAGACACUGCAGCAGAUACUGCAGCAGCAGCAGGAGCAGCAGGAGCAGCAGGAGCAGCAGCAACAAGAGCAGGAGGAGCAGCAGCAGCAGCAAGAAGAGGAGACUGUAGAGUUUUUUCCUCCGCAGCCGCGUACACUGAGAGAGUAUUUGAGGCGGCAGCUGCUGCUGCACGUGCAGAUACACCCGAAGUUGCUGCUGAAGGUAGCAGCGAGCUCGCUGCUGCUGCAGCAGCUUGUAGCCUAUGCAGCACCAGCAACGCAGACCCAGCACCAGCAGCAGCAGCAGCGGAUGCGGGAACUGCUGCUGCUCUCCGCUGCACCUGCUAUGCUGCUGCUGCACCUGAGGCCCCUGCUGCUGCUGCAGCAGUUUGCUUGGCAGCUGCUUCCUAAAGGCAGGGGUUGGCGGCUGCUGCGGCUGCUGCUGCCUCCUGCUGCUGCUGCAAUGCUUGAAGACGAGCAGCAGAUCCCGCUGCGGCAGCAGGUGCUGCAGCAGAAGCAGCAGCAACUGGAACACGAACAAAGGCAGCAGCAACUGCGCACGCAGGAAUUGCUGCUACAGGGACAGAUGCAGCAGCAGCAGCAAGAGGAGCAGCAACCGCAGCAACAGCAGCAGCAGCAGUCUGCUGCAGCUUAA
This is a messenger RNA of Eimeria acervulina, 1368 nucleotides long. RefSeq lists its product as hypothetical. Lineage: Eukaryota; Apicomplexa; Conoidasida; Eucoccidiorida; Eimeriidae. The coding region runs from base 1 to 1368 and encodes 455 amino acids. The record is from RefSeq and is a predicted model, not a curated record. The transcript has a single exon.